Ceraceosorus guamensis is the source of this 699-nucleotide messenger RNA. RefSeq lists its product as hypothetical. Bases 51 to 653 code for a protein of 200 amino acids. Gene Ontology annotation, molecular function: acyltransferase activity, transferring groups other than amino-acyl groups. The record is from RefSeq and is a predicted model, not a curated record. Lineage: Eukaryota; Fungi; Basidiomycota; Exobasidiomycetes; Ceraceosorales; Ceraceosoraceae. The transcript has a single exon.
CCCCCCUCCCCCCCCCCCCCCCAAGCCGACACAAUCGCUGCGAACCGCGAAUGUCCACCUCAACGAAGCACGCCUUUUCGAAUGCGAGCUGGCUAGAGCCGGCAAAGCACUUGGCAACAUCUCAAGCACCGGCAAAGGAUGCUGGUAUCGCAUACUAUGCCGAAGUUCCCUCCACUUCGGAGCACUACAAGAUGCGCUUCGAAGCAGGUCUCACACCACCACCCACGGCCGAGAUUGCGGAGAUCGGGCUAAAGUCGAGCGUAUACUGCGUCGUUGCUAGGGAUACGAGCACAGCGAGCAAAGAAGCCAUCGGAAUGGCCCGCGUCGUAGGAGACAUUACCAUGAGCCUGUUGAUCGUCGACGUGUGCGUCUUGCCAACGCACCAACACAGAGGCAUAGGUCAUCGCAUCUUUCGACACCUGCUCGCCUGGGUCGAUGCCAACUCGCCAUGCGCUUUUCUCUCUCUCAGCGCGGAUCCUCCUGGAAUGAAGCUCUACGAGAAGAAUGGUUUCAACGUCACGCCCAACGAGACCGGCAUGCAGAGGCUGGGGCAGGAUAUAGAGAAUAGGCGCCGCUUUGCGAGGGAGCAGAGGGCAAACGCAAACGCAAACGCAAAGAGCUCUGCUGAACAGCAGUCAAGCUCGACAGCGUAGUCACCCUGCGUCGCGAACGAGCGCGGUGCGCGACAAUGGCAUGGUG